AUGAGUGACCUCGAGAAGAGCUCGGUGAAAGCCCCAUCGCAUGAUGAUCAUGGUGUGCACAGUCACUCAGCCGACGGGCUCCGUAACUUGCCUCCUGAUCCCGAUGCCCAUCUGAGUGCUGAGGAAAAGGCCAAAAUUGACCGCAAGCUGUUAUGGAAACUGGAUUUAACACUCAUACCUUGGCUCUGCAUUCUCUACCUACUUGCGUUUCUUGAUCGUACGAAUAUCGGAAAUGCGAAGGUUGCCCAUCUUGAUAAGGAUCUUGGUCUCACAACCUCAAGUUACAACGCAACUUUGACCAUAUUUUUCGUUUCCUACGCUGUCUUUGAACCUCUCACCAACAUCUUACUCAAGCGACUACGACCGUCGGUUUUUAUCCCUAUCAUCAUGAUCCUUUGGGGAGCUUCGAUGCUGGGAAUGGGGUUUGUAUACAACUGGUCUGGCCUGAUGGCGGCUCGCUGGUUCUUGGGGUUGACUGAAGCUGGACUAUUUCCUGGUAUCAAUUAUUACCUCUCCUGCUGGUAUAAACGAUCGGAGUUUGGCGUCCGUGCGGCCAUAUUUUUCUCAGCCGCCGCAAUUUCCGGCUCGUUUGGAGGACUACUGGCCGCAGCUAUCGAGAAAAUGGCCGGAGUUGCUAACAAGCCCGGAUGGGCAUGGAUCUUUAUCUUAGAAGGGCUCCUAACCAUCCUAUUUGGUAUUGCCUCGUUCUGGAUGGUGCAUGACUUCCCUGAUGACGCACGCUUCCUAUCCGAUGAUGACCGAGCGCGCAUAGUGCGGCGACUUAAGUUGGACCAACAGGCUUCGGCUCAGCACGAAGAUUUCAAGAUGACUUUUCUGUGGGAAAGUCUCAAAGACUGGAAAAUGUGGCUCGGUAUGGCGAUAUACAUGGGCUGCGAUAUGCCAUUAUACGCAUUUUCUCUUUUUCUUCCGAGCAUUAUCUCAGCUUCGGGCUGGAGUGGUGGAAGUGUGAUUCAGUCUCAGUUGUUGAGCGUUCCGCCAUACGUCGGAGGCGCUCUUCUUACAGUGGCUAUUGGCUUCAUUGCGGAUCGAACUCGCCAGCGCGGUUUAUGCAAUAUCAUCGUCAGUGCUAUAGGCAUAGCUGGGUUCGCGAUGCUCAUCGGAUCCCGUUCUCCUGCUGUUCAAUAUGCGGGUACUUUUCUUGGGGCUCUUGGGAUCUACCCAUGUAUUGCAAACACCAUAACCUGGAUGGCAAAUAACACGGAAGGUGUCUACAAGCGCGGUGUGGUUCUUGGUUUCGUUAUUGGCUGGGGCAACCUCAACGGUGUGGUCAGCAGCAACAUUUACUUCAGCUCCCCACACUACUACGAGGGACACGGUGUUGUUCUAGCAUACAUGGCUAUUUUCCUCCUCGGCGGCAGCCUGCUCAUGACAACACUUCUACGGAUCGAGAACAAGAAGCGUCGCCAAGGAAAGCGGGAUUACCUAAUCGAAGGCAAGACGCAUGCGGAGAUCGAGGCUCUUGGAGAUAAGCGUCCAGACUUCUUCUACACUCUCUAG
Neoarthrinium moseri is the source of this 1518-nucleotide messenger RNA. RefSeq lists its product as uncharacterized. The transcript has 5 exons. The coding region runs from base 1 to 1518 and encodes 505 amino acids. Gene Ontology annotation, biological process: transmembrane transport. The record is from RefSeq and is a predicted model, not a curated record. NCBI's taxonomy places the organism in Eukaryota, Fungi, Ascomycota, Sordariomycetes, Amphisphaeriales, Apiosporaceae. Gene Ontology annotation, cellular component: membrane. Gene Ontology annotation, molecular function: transmembrane transporter activity.